GUGUGCCCCUGGGUGAUUCUCCAGCAUCAGAGUCCUUAUUAAAAAGUUGACAGGGUGUCACAAAGGUGUGUAAGGCUUGUGCAUAGUAUUCUGAUGAAACUGCUUGGGGGCAAUCCCAGCGUGACAUCCAUUGUCCACUAUUUGUCAGGGAUCCAACAGCUGCCAUGGGUUCUUGGCUUCACUGAGCAGGUUGAUGGUGAAAAGUGAGCAGCUAGAAGGGGGAACCUUCCAUAACACUUUUAUGGCGAUUGGCUUGCACGCCACUGGAAUUUGCAGCUGUCGCUGGAUUCACUCCCUGUCCCGGUAUGCUUAUCGAUCCAAAAUAACAUCCACAUUUGUUUAUUUAUUUUCCUGCUUUUUCCCCCUUCUCCCUUUUUUUUCAAAGCAAACAUUUUCAUUCCUCCUUGGAGAGGGCUGGACUAUCCUAAAAAUACACAGCUUUGUAUGUAAAUAGACAAGAGCUGAUUAUAGGCUGGGACUACAGCCAAGGUUUGAGAGAGCCUCGGGGUGUUUUACAUUUAAAAUGUGAUGCCUGACAAGAUCAGUGUGUCUAUCUUAACCCUGUCGUGGAAUGGCAUUGAUCUUGCAGCAGGGACGGUGCUGGUAACAGGACCCAUGCAGCAGCGUAAUGUUGUUUGCUAACAUACAAGCGCGGCCCUGCAGAAAACAAAGCGUUUGAUGGCAUGUUGGGAGAAUAUGAAGCUCCAAGGCUGACUUUGCAAGGUGAAAGGGUUAAGACAGCUUCUUGAUUAGCAUGAGACUGGGUUGGCUGUCUUGCUUCCUGCCCUUCAAUAGCUUUUCACUGCAUUCAAAGGCACAGAGCCAUUCAACAGAGGACAGAGCAGGCUUUGCAGUGCUUGGAAUACCUGAAAGCAAGCUGUUUGGGUCUAAUUGUACUGUAGACCCCAAAGCUUGCAAUAAAUAAUGGAAUAUGACCAGUGCCAGGAAAAGGCUGCAAGAGGACCAAGCCAAGAGGCGAGACAGUGACCAGCAAGCCUAGGAUUCCUGCUUUUUUAUAUCACUGUGAAAUCUGGCGCAGGGUCGUGCCUGGGAUAUGAUGUAAUGGGGGGGCUUUUGCACGCCCAGUGUGUAAGAAACAGCUGUGUGGUUGUGAAGAAUGAAUAUUGUCCCUUGAUUACUGCAAUGCCGAUUUAGAUUGCCUCAUUGAUUUGCUUCACGGAUCCUGAUAGGUGAAGAGAAGGAGGAGAGAGAGGGAAAAAAAAAAAACUACGUUCGUCGUCAUCGCCUCCUCAUUUUAAUUCCACAACCACUGGGAUAUUGACAGUGGCUUUUUUCGCAAGAUCUUAGGUGCAAGGAUUCAGGUUGAAACCAAAAUCUGUGGGUGUUUUUCCCAGUAUUUGCUUGGUUCUUUUGUGUUGUGCCUCACAGUUGGCUAAGCAGCCCUAUGCUGAAUCAAGCUAUUGUUUGGGAUCUCAGAGCUUUCACGCUACAAAUCUCUGCUCACUCCCCCUCCCCUUCUUUGGCUGAGAAGCCACAUAAUGUGCCUUUCCUCCACAUGAAUCUGGAAGCUAUAAGCUGGAUUGAUUGCAAAUGAAGUGUAAUGCAUUGUGGGACGUGUGUAAAAUUGGAUCAUUCGAGGGAGAAAAACGAACGGACCCACAGCUGGCUUCCUAGAAGAGGUAGCAGCAAAAUGUUUGCAGCCCAUGCUCAAGCUGUGCGCUUAAUGUUUUGAUGAAAAAAAGGGAACAGCGGUGAGGCCUGUCUCAUGAAGCUGGACAAUUAGGCUUCAGGUAGCCUCAGAAUGAAGAAGACUCGGAGUACAACCUUACGCCGGGCCUGGCCUAGUGCUGAUUUCUCUGACCGGGCCUCAGACCGCAUGAGGUCCCGUAGUGAAAAGGACUAUCGCCUGCACAAACAUUUUCCACCAGCUUUUAUUUCCCAGGCAUCACGAGGAUAUAUGUCAGGUGAUGUAUCCCCUAUUAGUAUGUCUCCAAUCAGCCAGUCGCAGUUCAUCCCUCUCGGGGAGAUCCUUUGCUUGGCCAUCUCAACUAUGAAUUCUGCAAGAAAACCUGUUACGCAAGAAGCACUAAUGGAGCACCUAACAACCUGCUUUCCAGGUGUACCAACCCCAAGCUCGGAGAUCCUGCGACAUACACUUAACAUGCUUGUCCGAGAAAGGAAAAUCUACCCAACCCCUGAUGGAUACUUUAUAGUAACCCCACAGACUUAUUUCAUAACCCCAUCCCUUAUAAGAACUAACAGUAAAUGGUACCACUUGGAUGAGAGGAUACCUGACCGGUCUCAGUGUACCUCUCCACAACCAGGAACUAUUACGCCAUCUCCUUCAGGGUGUGUCAGGGACAGAACUCUCUCCAAAAACCACUGCGACUCUUGUCAUUGCUGCAGAGAAGAUAUGCAUAGCAUCCAUGCAUCUACCUUACAAAGGAAAUCUGCAAAAGACUGUAAAGACUCCUAUUGCCCCCCCUCAUUGUGCCAGAUACCCCCUACAGAGAAAAGCAAAAGUACCAUAAAUUAUUCAUAUAAAACAGAAACCCUUUCAAAACCUAAAGAUGGGGAUAAGCCAUCUAAAAAAUUUGGUCUGAAAUUAUUUAGGCUAAGUUUUAAAAAAGACAAGGCAAAACAACUGGCUAAUUUUUCAGCCCAAUUUCCUCCGGAGGAAUGGCCCCUUCGAGAUGAUGACACCCCAAAUACCAUACCCCGUGAAGUAGAGAUGGAAAUCAUUAGGCGAAUAAACCCUGACUUGACAGUGGAAAAUGUCGUACGACAUACUGCACUAAUGAAAAAACUUGAAGAAGAAAAAUCUCAGAGGAGCAAAGCUGGUUCAUCAGCUCACCAUAGUGGUAGAAGUAGGCGAAGCAGGACUCACAGAAAAACUCAUGGAAAAUCUCGGUCACACAGUAAGAAUAGGGCUUCCAAAGGUGACCCUUCUGAAGGUUCCCGCUUAGACUUACAUGGAGAGAGAGAGUAUGAGUUCUAUCAUCCUCGGAAUCGUUCACCAAGGGAAGGUUGUUUCAUAAUGGAGCGUAAGGGAGGAGAAAAUUUUGUGGUGCUCAGCAAUCCAAACAUGAUUGAAUCUCAUUUUCCUGUUACACCAGAAUGGGAUGUGUCUGGUGAACUGGCCAAAAGGAGAACUGAAAUGCCUUUUCCUGAACCCUCAAGGGGGAGUUCCCAUUCCAAGGUCCAUCGAAGCCACAGCCAUACACAGGAUAGAAGGUCAAGAAAUGAAAGGUCAAAUAAAGCCAAGGAAAGGUCUAGGUCAAUGGACAACUCAAAGGGACCUUUAAGUGGUGCUUCUUUAGGGACGCCGGAUGACCUGGGUGAAGGCCUGAGUCUUGAUGAUAAAACACCAAGCCAGUCUUUUAUAGAUGAUGGCACUUUAAGACCAUCUCACAGUAGCUUGAGUCAUCAAAGGACUCUAACUUACAAAGAUGCAUGUGGUCCUGAACUCGCUAGUGGUGGUGCAGAUACCCCUAAAUCAUGUAGCCUGUUGGAACAAGGCAAACUUCCAGAGACUUUAUCCUCCUACAGUGAACUUAAUUCUUGUUCCAAAAAAACAGCGGAUGACUAUUUUCAGUGUAAUACAUCUAGUGAAACAAUUCUCACUGCUCCAUCCCCUUUAGGUAAAAAUAAAGAGGACAUUGAUAUAUCAAGUCUUGCAGAAGGCUUGAAAAGACUUUCUCCAGCUGAGAAGCCACAGCAACACAUAGCCAGAGAGCAAGGUGAAUACAAAGAAGACUCACCAAAAGGUACUGUUAGUGGUCUAUCAGUUGCUGCUUCUGGUCAGACCCCAGAAGUGAUUGCAAAUGGGCGAUUGGUGCCACAUCACAAUGCAGAAUCGAGCAGCCUUGAUAAAAGGAAAGAAAUAUUCAGUAAAGAUACUCUAUUCAAACCUUUGCACAAUAGCCUAUCUGUGAACAGUUUUCAUAAAUCGGGUGUGAAUUUGCUGAAAACACACCAAAAAACUUCUCCUGAAACACUGCCAGCAAGCAUUGAGAACUUUGAGCAACCUAAUACCACCUCAGUUACCCCAAACCUUGCUGUCUCACCUAGGCCACAGGAGCCAGCAGGAAAUCAAGAAGCCUCCUUUGAUUAUUACAAUGUCUCGGAAGAUGACGAGUCAGAGGAAGGUACACAAAAGACCACAGAAGAAGAAAAAAACAACAGAGACGAUGUGGGGACAAUGCAGUGGCUGCUACAGCGGGAGAAGGAAAGGGAUUUACAAAGGAAGUUCGAGAAAAACCUCACACUUCUAAAUCCAAAGGAAACUGACAGCAGCGGUAGCCAGCGAGCCACACAUUCGGCUCGUUUGGACAGCAUGGACAGUAGUAGCAUCACUGUAGACAGUGGAUUUAAUUCCCCACGGACACGGGAAAGCCUGGCUUCCAAUACUUCGAGUAUUGUGGAAAGUAACAGACGGCAGAAUCCAGCUCUGAGUCCUGCCCAUGCUGGUGCUGGCCCAGCUUUUAACUUCCGAACAUCUGCUGCAGAAACUACAACAACGGAUGCUGAUAAACUACAGAAACCCACUAACUGUUUGCAAGCUUCUGUAACUAGUGUUUGAUAGCCGCUCAGCCUCAAAUCUUGUUCUGUCUCAUCCUCUACAGCAAAGUUUACUACACUGGGACCGAUGUUUACAUCUCUUUACAAGCAAGCCUCACAUCCACAGCUUUUGUGUCUUUCUAAAACUGUGCUGCUAAUUAGCCCAGGGGGCAACAACAAGAACAAAAUACCAACUUGUUGCAUUUUUUAUUUUAUUUUAUUUUAUGUAUUUUUUUUUUUUCUUGCCCUCAUUACUUUAAAUCAUGUAAAGCUCAGUAGGAAGUGAAUUACAGUAGAGGUUAAUAUGCACAUUAUUCUUCAUGUAACUCUAACAGAGCACAUUCAGGAGUCUAGACACUGUAAUAAUUUUUUUUCUAAGUUAUGUUUGUGAUGCUGUGCGGCAUACAAUGAUCAGUACUUCCUUUAAAGCAGCGGUGCUCGGUAAAAAAAACAAAACAAAAAAAACAACAACUUUGUAGAUUAGCAGAACAGGUUUUUUUCUGUUCUGUGUCCUCCUUAGUUAUAAAGACAAAGACAGAGAGAAAGAAAGUCUAUUUAUUUUUACCAGUGUAAAAAAAAUGUUAAAUGACCUAAUUUUAAACACAUAUAUAUUCCUACUUAGUGCCCAUGAUGUUAAGCAAAUGUGAAGAACCAAAAUACAACACCAUAUCACUCUGCAAUAACUAUUGCUACAUCUGUGCUUCUUUACCUUCUUCUACAAGUCAGUGUGCUUCACAUAUGAAUAUAAAAAUGUAUUGGAUGUGUUGUUCAGGGAUCUGCAUGCAGUAUACAGAAUGACAGUUGUGUUACUCCUUGCUAUAACAAUACGUCAUUAAUAACACAGUAUUCUCAUAAUUCAGGCAAACAGAAUAACAGUAUGACAAGUUUAUUGGGGGGUAAAACAAUACCCUGUAGAAAACAAAUUUCCCUGGUCCUAAUAUUUAACAGUUUCUGACUUUGGAAUAUUGGUGCUUGGAGUUUUUUUUAAGACGGGCUAUGAAUUUGUGAGCAGCGAACUUCAAGAAGUAAAUCUUUGGUUAUAACGACUUUCUAUGAAAAAGUUAAAGCUGGCAUAGCUUACAUCUAAGCUAAUGGAACACAUUGCCCAAGUAAAAGUGGGUGAAAUACCAUGAUGUGUUGUUACAUCUGUGGGUGUACAGUGAGAAAAAAAAGCCAUUGCUGCACAUCAUCAACUCAUAAUCACACAGAAGUGUUGCUAUAAUUUAAUAACCUACUGAUAUUUAUACAUUAAUUAUUUCAUUGUAAUUAGUGUUUUCUGACAGCAUUUUACUGUGAUGGUGUUGCAACCUAUUGCCUUGAUUUUGCAGGGAAGAACUAUUGUGAAAAUGAAAUUAAAGCAGUAAUAAACCCAAAA
This is a messenger RNA of Rana temporaria (common frog), 5896 nucleotides long. RefSeq names its product storkhead box 2 (gene STOX2). Gene Ontology annotation, cellular component: nucleus; cytoplasm. The record is from RefSeq and is a predicted model, not a curated record. Bases 1763 to 4543 code for a protein of 926 amino acids. Gene Ontology annotation, molecular function: DNA-binding transcription activator activity, RNA polymerase II-specific; RNA polymerase II transcription regulatory region sequence-specific DNA binding. Lineage: Eukaryota; Metazoa; Chordata; Amphibia; Anura; Ranidae. The transcript is spliced from 4 exons. Gene Ontology annotation, biological process: positive regulation of transcription by RNA polymerase II.